UAUAGUAAACUUAUCUGCAAGUAGGGGUGUACCUUUGUGGCAUCGAUCCACUGGAUUGGGCAAAAGUUUCAUUAUUCCUAAGCUGAGGCUGAACUGGGGGAGGGCUAUAUAUGUCUGCUACUACUAUAUGUGCACACACAUAAUUUGACAUGUAGUAACAAAAGCUGGCUAUCAUGGCGGCAAGUGCUCUCCCCAUCCUCUGCACUGCGAUUGCUCCCAAAUCCUUUGUCUCAUCUUUGCCUCGCCCCACUCCGAUAAACCUCCUCAGAUCAAAAAUAGUGUGCAGCUCCGUCCGUUCCGUGAAGGCAACACCCACGGAAGUGGAGGAGGAAGCAGCUGCAGGAGGCGGCGGCGGCACAAAGCUGUCUGCCUGGACAAGCGUCCCGCAACAACGGUGGGAAGGCGACAUGGUUGUCGACGGACAGCUCCCACUCUGGCUGAACGGCACGUACCUGAGGAAUGGGGCAGGACUGUGGGAGGCCGACGACCUCGCCUUCGACCACCUGUUCGAUGGCUACGCGACACUCAUCCGUGUCUCCUUCCAGCAAGGCCGUGCCACUGGCGCGCACCGGCAAAUUGAGUCUGACGCAUACAUGGCGGCGAACAAGGACGACCCAAUAGUGAUGCAGGAGUUCUCCCAGUGCCCCAAGCCCGCUAAUCUGCUGGACCGGGUGCGCAAUGUCGUGGGGCUCCUCAGCGGUGCGUCUGUCACGGACAACCCCAACGUCAACGUGGUACCUCUCGGUGAUGGCCGGGUCAUGUGCCUCACGGAGACCACCAAGAGCUCCACACUGAUAGACCCCGACACGCUCGACACGGUCGGCAAGUUCAAGUACACCGAUAAACUAGGCGCCAUGAUACAGUCGGCACACCUGAUCUGUACUGACUCCGAGUUCUUGACGCUGCUCCCUGACCUUCUCCGGCCGGGCUACCUUGUCGUGAGGAUGGAGACUGGGACAAACGAGAUGAAGGUCAUAGGAAGGGUGGACUGUCGGGGCGGGCCGAAGCCGGGGUGGAUGCACUCCUUCGCCAUCACCGAGAACCAUGUCGUGGUGCCCGAGAUGCCAAUCUGGUACUCCUUGACAAGGCUGCUCAGGUCCGAGCUCGGCCAAUUCUACACCUUCGAUUGUCUUCCAACGUCGCGGAGCUAUAUGCACGUCAUGUGCAAGUCCACGGGCAAGACAGUGGCGAGUGUUAUGGUGCCACCUUUCAUGGCAAUCCACUUUAUCAAUGCAUACGAGGAGGUAGACAAGCACGGCGAAGCUGCUGAGAUCAUCGCCGAUUGCUGCGAGCAAUACGGUGAUCCUGCAAUCAUCAAGACACUUGUCCUCAGGCAACUGAGGUCGUUUAGGGGCAUGGAUUUGUUGCCUAAUUCCAGAGUUGGCCGGUUCAGGAUACCGCUUGACGGCAGCACGUUUGGCGAGCUCCAGUCGGCGCUGGACCCAGAGGAGCAUGGCCGAGGGAUAGAGAUGUGCAACAUCAACAGGGCGUGCAUCGGGAAGAAGUACCGCUAUGCUUACGGUUGCGGCGCACGCCGGCCAUGCAACUACUUCAACACGCUCACAAAGAUGGACAUGGUGUUGCAGAAGGCCAUGAGCUGGUAUGAGGAGGGUGCCGUGCCAUCCGAGCCCUUCUUCGUGGCGAGGCCCGGAGCAUCCAACGAAGACGACGGUGUGGUCAUGUCAAUCGUGAGUGCCGAGGAUGGUGGAGGUUAUAUGGUUGUGCUGGAUGCAACCACGUUCAAGGAGAUUGCGCGCGUCAAAUUCCCAUAUGGGCUGCCCUAUGGUUUCCACGGUUGCUGGAUCCCAGCCAAGAACUCAUAAUCAAGACCAUCUGAAAAUAAGCAAGAGUAGGGGCAAAGCAACAGAGCAAAAAUGCAAAAUCACCAUGCCGAUGGGAUGCCGUUCUACUAAUUAAUAUAGCAGAAUCUAUGUAUGAAAUAUACUUUGCAUGCUUUUGUAUGAAAGUGGGAGUUCGUA
Triticum aestivum (bread wheat) is the source of this 1979-nucleotide messenger RNA. Its product is annotated as carotenoid cleavage dioxygenase 8 homolog A, chloroplastic. The transcript has 3 exons. Gene Ontology annotation, molecular function: carotenoid dioxygenase activity. Gene Ontology annotation, cellular component: chloroplast. The record is from RefSeq and is a predicted model, not a curated record. NCBI's taxonomy places the organism in Eukaryota, Viridiplantae, Streptophyta, Magnoliopsida, Poales, Poaceae. Gene Ontology annotation, biological process: carotene catabolic process. The coding region runs from base 174 to 1823 and encodes 549 amino acids.